CCAGUCAAACUACUCCACUUUUUCAUCUUUUGUCUAAAAAGAAAGAGAAAAAUAAAACAAAUUGGAACAACCGGUUACCACCAGACCAGACACCUCCGGCCACAACCAACCGCCAUACACCACCUCCGACCACCAUCCGUGUAACACACAUCCGCCAUCAUAAACACACAUCUCCGCCCACCAUCAACACAUCCACAUAAUAAGCAACAUAGAGCCUUGUGGAUCGACGCUUCUAGAUACCAAUGAUUUUACUUGAUUCAACUCGAAUUAAAUAAACAUAAAAUAUAUACUCACUAAUCAACCACUUCAAUCCCAAUACACACACACACACACAUAUAUAUAUCACUUAUUAUGCAGUCAGUAACAAAGUUUUGGCGUUGGGAUGGCAACCGAAAAUGCGUUUUCACAGUGUUUUUCACCAUUUUACUUAUCCAUUGUAUCGCCAUACUAAUAUUCACAAGUGGUUUUCUCCUUACACGAACUGAACUUCCUUAUUACAGCCAUUGUUCAGAUGUUACUCAAUCUCCAUGUGGCGGUUUUCCAUCUCAUUUUCAAAAUCAUACUUCUUGCUGGACCAAACCUGCCGUUAAUCGUGUCGUUAUUAUCGUUCUCGACGCCCUCAGGUUUGAUUUUGUUGCACCAAGUACCUUUUUCGAAGAGAAGAAACCAUGGAUGGACAAACUACAAGUGCUACACAAACUUGCAUCUGAUUCAGAAUUAUCUGCCAGGAUUUUCAAAGCUAUUGCUGAUCCGCCUACUACAAGUUUGCAGCGUCUGAAGGGGUUGACAACAGGUGGGCUUCCUACUUUUGUUGACAUAGGAAAUAGCUUUGGUGCCCCAGCAAUUGUUGAAGACAAUCUCAUGCAUCAGCUUGUUCAAAAUGGAAAGCGAGUAGUGAUGAUGGGAGACGAUACUUGGACACAAUUGUUUCCUCAUCACUUCAACAAAUCAUAUCCCUACCCAUCUUUCAAUGUUAAAGAUCUGGAUACUGUAGAUAAUGGUUGUAUCAGUCACCUAGUUCCAACCUUGUAUGACGAUGAUUGGGAGGUUCUUAUAGCACAUUUUCUCGGAGUGGAUCAUGCUGGUCAUAUAUUUGGUGUAGAUUCUGUUCAAAUGAUUGAGAAACUGCAGCAAUACAAUGAGCAACUCGAGAAAGUUGUGGAAGUGCUCCAGAGCCAAUCUGGUAAAAGUGGCCCACAUGAAAAUACUUUACUUCUUGUUAUGGGUGACCAUGGACAGACAGUAAAUGGCGAUCAUGGUGGUGGAACUCCCGAAGAGGUUGAAACAUCAAUCUUCGCAAUGAGUUUCAGACAGCCUUCACAUCCUGUUCCAUCAGAGUUUGAUUCGGCUUCCUGUAAAGCUGAUCUGAAUGGAAGAAACUUGUGCAUUAGUUCCAUCGAACAGCUUGAUUUUGCAACAACGGUGUCUGCGUUACUUGGAAUCCCGUUUCCUUAUGGAAGUAUUGGUCGUGUUAAUCCAGUGCUGUACGCUUUAGUGGCUGGUACAUGGAAUCUUGAAGGCUAUGAUAUGAGUGGGAUUCAUAGUCAAUUAAAACUGGAAGAAUGGAUGCACAACUAUGCAAAAGUACUGUGUGUCAAUUCUUGGCAGGUGAAGAAAUACAUAGACGUGUAUACAGCUUCAUCACUUAUAGGAUUCUCCAUCGAAGACUUGAAGCAUGUAGAGGAGAUAUAUGCCGAGGCAGUGAACUGGUCAGCUUCCCUGCAAAAUCUAACAUCAUCUGCUGCUCUUAAGAAGCAAAUAGACUUGUAUUCUAAUUUUCUGGCAAUUGUUGCUGAGCUGGCUCGAACAAAGUUCACAGAGUUUAACUUAAGGAUGAUGGGUAUUGGUUUUGGCAUUCUGUUGACAUCUAUAUCUAUCCCUUUACUUGUCAUCAAGAAGGUGAAUGAUGCAUAUAUAGAUUUUCCCUCCCAUGAAACGAGUAAUUUGUCCUUCGGACUGUUUGUUAGCUGUACCAUAGUGGCUGCACGGGCAUGUAGCUUCUUAUCAAAUAGUUACAUAUUGGAAGAAGGGAAAAUGACAAUAUUUUUCUUGGCCUCCAUAGGAAUGUUGGGCUUACGCCAUUCAAUCAGGAUAAAGAAGAUGAUAUUUGAAGGUGGUGCAUUUGUAUUCUUGAUCUCCAUUCUGGGAUUCAUAAAUGAACUUGGACUAUCAAAGCAAGGUUCCCAUGAAGUAGUGGAGCUCGAUAGUUGGAUGUAUGUAGCUGAGUUAGCGCCAAUACUACCGUUGAUCAUAUUGGCUUACCUGAUGUAUAAAGUUAUAGCUUGCAGUUCUUGUAACUGUCUUUUAAAAUUUAUUUUAAUAGGAAGUAUAUUUAGUUACAUUCUAGUUGCUUUACAUUGGACCUUAGAAAGUAGCUUAUCGGCACCACCUAUAUUUGAUGGUUUAAAAGGCAAUGUUGUUCCUCGUAUAAUAUACAUUUUUGGAAUUGCACAACUAUUUUCCCUUGCAGUUCUUCAGUUUUUUCAAAAAGUCAAAAGUUCAAAGUGGGGAGAAACAACUGUGUUAAAGGCAGUGGCUAUGUUAUCUGUAUGGAGCUCUACUCUCAUAAUAUUGUCUGGAAAACAAGGACCCUUCAUUGCUUUGGCAUCAGUUAUUGGAGGCUGGUUAAUAUCGCGGUUGAAAGGUUUGGACCAGGAUGAUAAGGCUGGUCUUUUGGCUCUGUAUUCUUCCCCAGUUACGCAGUGGAGCCUUUUGGCAUCAUGUCUGUUCUUUUGUACUGGUCAUUGGUGUGCUUUUGAUGGCCUGCGGUAUGCUGCUGCAUUCAUUGGGUUUGAUGAAUUUACUGUGAUACCCCAAGCCAUCCUUUUAACAGUCGAGACAUAUGGCUUUUCUCACAUUCUUCCAACUCUUGGACUUCCAUUUCUUGUUGCGUCUCGAUAUUCAUCUAAUGAAGCUAAGUCGACAAGGCAGUCCUUAAUUCAGUUAUUUCAGGUUUAUCUGAUAUAUGGACUUAUUAUGACUGUUACUACCACUUUCACUGUACUUUGUGUCAUAAUUCAACGACGGCAUUUGAUGGUAUGGGGAUUGUUUGCUCCGAAGUUUGUUUUUGAUGUAGUAGGACUUCUAUUAACUGAUGUCUUGAUCUGUGUUUCUUCGCUUCUGUAUUUUAUUUAGAAGGGAAAAGCUAACAAAUGCCACAGGGGCAUCAUUUUACCAACAUUUAUUAUCUACAAAUUUCCAUGUUAUAACUCAUUUGCAUUUAGUAUAUUGUUUUUAUUUUUA
Erigeron canadensis is the source of this 3243-nucleotide messenger RNA. RefSeq names its product GPI ethanolamine phosphate transferase 3. The record is from RefSeq and is a predicted model, not a curated record. Gene Ontology annotation, cellular component: endoplasmic reticulum membrane. The coding region runs from base 352 to 3135 and encodes 927 amino acids. The transcript has 20 exons. Gene Ontology annotation, molecular function: mannose-ethanolamine phosphotransferase activity. Gene Ontology annotation, biological process: GPI anchor biosynthetic process. NCBI's taxonomy places the organism in Eukaryota, Viridiplantae, Streptophyta, Magnoliopsida, Asterales, Asteraceae.